Molecule: messenger RNA, 1777 nt
Organism: Podospora bellae-mahoneyi
Lineage: Eukaryota; Fungi; Ascomycota; Sordariomycetes; Sordariales; Podosporaceae
Exons: 5
Coding region: 1326-1577 (83 amino acids)
Cellular component (GO): cytoplasm
Source: RefSeq, a predicted model, not a curated record
GUUCUUUGGGCUUCAAGAUACAAGGCAUCCAAAGAGUUUUGCGUCGACUUUGAACUUCCAAAGUUCCUGAUUUCUUUACCGACACAUAAUCUGCAAAGAUCGACAGCAUAUUUGAGCCUGAAGAUUCGGCCCGAGGGGCUCACAACGCUGCAGUGUCUCCCUACUGGACGCAGCUUUCCACAAGUCACGGUUGGCGUGUCCUCACCGUCGGGACGUCCGGAUGUCCUCGCUUCAUGAUGAAUGCUAAAAGCUGAGGUCUUGUUCCUCAACCGAGACGACAGAAGGCAAGUAAGCAUUCUAUCACGACAAAUUUGAUUGACAGGACGUUACCGCGAGGUUGGACCUCGGACGCUAUUGACGUAACGCCAAGUUUCUAGCCUUCCCCAUCAGCCAGUGGAGCUUGUUGUAGGGCUGAAGAAGUUCCUCGUCACCACUGGCAGACGCACAGAGGACGCAAUGACUCUUGUUGGAGUUGAUGGCCUGCACAAAAAAUCCAUUUGUUCCCAUUCGUUACCUUUCUCAUACAUAUAUAUUGUACAUAGUCAACUCUGCUGCACCCAAUACGACGGCACCUGGUGGGAAGAUCACUCACUGAUUGCUGACAUGAUGCAAGAUCGGAAAGCAGGGCAUCGGCUAUUAAGCACACACCCUGCCCCUAUAUAGUUGUUGUUUCAAAGAAGCCGUCUUGGCAGUCAUCCAGAUUUUGAAGAUGCAGCUGAAUAUCUCGGGCUUCAAGCCACCAAAGAUUUAUGAUUGACGUUACAUGACGAACUUGCUGUUCUCCUAAAGACAGACAUCUGUAUCUGCGGGAAUCUGGAUCUAAGAACCAUCCCCCCUGGAGCGAUCGAUUUUAGCUUCAACUACGGAUGUUUGCAUGGGUCCGGUGGACUCCAUGGCAAAGCGCCCGCUGGAUCUCGACAUCAUGUUCCGGCUUUGCCCAUGACGUCGGCCAUUUCUCACCGUCCUCUUUUCGAAGCGCCUACUCAUGUCCUGGACAAAAAUAGCAGGUACUCUAGGUAUCACUCAAGUUUGAUUCGGACUCCUCUCCCGAAUUGACCUACUUUGCUGUGCCCGUUAUUUUGUCCACGACGUGCUACUCUACAAUCCCGAUCAAGGAACCUUGCGUCAAGAAAACAUGCCCAAGCCUAUAGUGAGCUCUAGCUUGGCUCUACACGACAAAGCCACCCGUUGAGCGAGCAAGCCGCAUCGUGCUAUCAACUAGUAUUGUUGAUAUAUGACCGGGGGAGAUCCCACCUUCCAGACACUAAUUCUCAUCACCCCUCACACAAAACGCAAUCUCUCCAUACAAUCAACCAACCUUCAGGAUGCCUACUGAUGCUCAGAUCGCCGGCGGCCACAAGGCCAACUUGAACAACCCCAACACCUCCAAGGAGUCCAAGGAUAACUCCCAAAAAAUUCUCGACAGCGAGUUCAACGGUGGUGACGUCCCCAAGGCCAGCGACACCAAGGACAAGAACCCAGGCAACGUUGCCGGUGGUCUCAAGGCGACCAUGAAGAACCCUAAUGUCUCUGACGAGGCUAAGAAGUCUGCUGAGGAGCGCCUCAACAACAUGUAAACCGCUACACGUGGGAAAGCUGGAAAUUAGCGUGUCUGAAAUCUUGUAAAAUAUAAUCCAACCUCGAGUCUCCUCGAUAUUUCAUUUGUAGCUACCAUAGCACCCAAGCAAGACUAGCACAACAGUGAUCAGAUAUACCUGUCUUCAAGUAUUAUAUAGACCUGGAAAAAUAGCUCAUGUGACAUAUACUUUUACAGUGG